UUUAAUUUAAUUUGUUGAUAUCUUACUGAUUAAGUUUGUUUGUUUGCUUUUUUUCUUUUGAUAAUUUGAGUUCCAAUAUUUGGUUAAUACAUUUUGAAAUUCGAAUUUAGAUUUAGUUAAUUGUUGUUGUUAUUGUAUAACUAAUGAAUAAUGAAGCGACGAGUUGUGAAUUUGAUCAGAAUGAUGGCAGAGAAUUGAAGGCAUCUGUGGAUCUCAGUGCAAAAUAUUAAACAAAGUGAUAUUUAAUUGUUUGCUGUUGGUAUCAGUGCAUAGCAUGCGAAUAAGUACUUAGACUGGUGUUACUGGCACAGUAUCAGAUGCUAUAAUUGUGUUUGAAUUAGUAUUUCUGUAUUUACACAGUGCAGAGCCUUUUUUUGCAAGAAAAAAAGUUUUAACUCGAAGGUCAGCUGCCUAAAGCUGUUGAAUAUCUACGUGUGUGUGUGUAUAUAUUUUUUGAGAAAAUAUCAGUAUUUAUCUGGGAUCUCCUGGACAGAUGGUUAAUUGGUGAGGGUCGCAAUACUGUUUUGGGUUUAUUGCUGCAUAGAUUGUUCUGACGGAGAUGAUUAUGGAGGAGCAAGAUUCAGGUUUACUUCAAUGGGGUCUUCAUUUUUUUGAAUGUGACCCUUAUUUACCUUCUGGAUAUCAUGGUGCGAUGGUUCAGCAUGAUGCUAAUGACAUGUAUAAUGGUCAGUAUUUCAGAGAUCAUAGUGAUGCAGAGUGUAAUCAGAAGACUCUCAAUAUUCACAUGCAGGAGAAGACCACUUGCAACAUUCCAUUCAGGGUCAUGAUUAUUAAUGAAGGAUAUGAGUGUGGCCAAGAUGAAUCUGAUGAUACGGGGCCAUCCUGUUCAUGUUCUAGCCCUGGAGAGGAGGAUUCCUUUUCCUUGGAGUUAUCUGGUGAAUGUAUGCUAGAUGAGCAAGUGGAAAAAAGGUUGAAUCAAAUGAUUCCUAUUCCUCAUGUUCCUAGAAUAAAUGGGGAAAUACCAUCAAUUGAUGAAGCAACUACAUAUCAUGAAAGACUACUGAGCAGAUUGCGUUCAAAUGGCUUUGUUGAGCUUAAAGUUCAAGGAGAUGGAAACUGUCAGUUUUGUGCUUUGUCAGAUCAACUCUAUAACACACCUGAGCAUCACAAAUAUGUGAGACGACAAGUUGUAAAUCAGGUUUGUUGUUCUAGAGCUGAAGUCUCAUCAAGAGAUCUAUGAAGGAUAUGUCCCCAUGGAGUAUGGUGAAUAUUUAAAGAAGAUGUCCAAGUAUUGGGAAAACUUCUCUUAUUAUCAAUUAGAAAUGUUUUUGGCCUAAGGAUGGCCAUAAUAAUACCAUUUUUUAAAUGAUAUUAGGAGUGGUGAGUGGGGUGAUAACAUCACGCUGCAGGCAGCUGCAGAUUUGGUAUGGAUUUGGGUCGAUAUUCUCUUUCUCUCUUUCAAGUUUAUUAUGUUUUGAUUUCACUUUCACUUUUUAAAUUUUAUUAAUUUUUAAAAUGAUACAAGUUUGAUUGAUUUUUAUCUCUCAUUGCAGUAAAUGUUAUUACAUAGAUACAAGUUAUCCUAAUUGCUUGUCUUUUUCUUAUCAAAAAAAGAAAAUAAAAGGGAGAGUAAUGCUUUAUUCAUGUUCUAGCAAAACAAACUAUAUUUUAUCUUGCAGUUAACAAAUUUCUGUGUCUGUUUCAUCCAUUAUUAAUUUUUAUGGGUAUCUUAUGGCUGUUUGGUGUAAGAAUAAUUGUCAUCACUUCUUUUAAGAAUACCUGUUACAUAGAAAUUCUUCCUAAUGCCAAGAAUCCAAAAGGAGGUAAAUUUCAAAUUUGUUUAUAUUGAAAUUAUCUUCUUUUUUUUUUUUUUUUCUAUAUUCUGGUUUGGUGGUGGCCUCCGUACUUUUCUGCUGAACUUCUUGGUAAGUCAUGUAUGUGAUUAUUUUUUGUGAACUGCUUGCUAAGUCGUGUAUGUGAUUAUUUUUUGUACUGUUGUAUAAUUAAGCCAACAGAUGUUAUUCAUUGCUCAAGUUUUCUCAUCUUUUGAAUUUUGGGAUCAAAUAUUUGAGCCUACUUUAUACAUUUGUAUUACUUGACUCGUGCUUUUGCAAUUUUUUUUUCUAGUGUCUGAAAAGGCAUUUCUAUGUUUACUUUCGAAUUUGUUGAUACUAUGAUCUGGAAAAAUGACAUAAAAUAAUCCCGAGCUUUACUUAAUGUUUUCCCAUGUAGCAUGAAAAACACAUUUCCUUGAUUUUUAAUAUGCAUAUUAGUUUAAUUAGGAAAGAUUAAACUGGAGUUUAAAUAUCUGCUAAAUCAUUAUCUUCUUGGCUCAUCAUAACCUAUUUGAGCGUGUUGUGCUGUCAUUUGCAUGAGUAUUUAGGCAGAGGUCCACUACAACUGAAUCUAUUCUCAAGAAGGUAAUUACCUUUAUCCUCUCUUUCAGUGUAGCAGUAUCUGAGCUAAAGGUGUUUUUACUAAAAGAUCUAAUUUACCUGUCAUUAGGAAAACGCUUGGGUUGAUAUUGAACUACAGAACCAAUAUUUUAGAUGAUUUCUUAUAUUUAUAACUUAUAUCAAUAAUAAAUUUUGGAAUUGGGUGCUUGAUGUCCGCUGUUCAUCAUUUCAGAUGUACCCUCGCAGGAGUCUAGACGGAAGAAAAGAUGGUGGAACUUCGGGAAAUAGCUUGACGAAUGUGUAGUUAGAUUGUGGCAUACUUGUCAUUCUGUUGGAUGCUGCCAUUGCUGCUCGACUUUUCUGCAUGGGUCUACUACUUGGAGCAGGAAUUUACCUUUUCAUGUUUAUUUUUUACUGCUCGAUAUUAUAUUUCAAAAUCACAUUAUAUAUUCCCCCUUCUUUUCUCCUAGUUUUGCAUGCAUACGUAUAACAGUACAAGAGAGGGCUUAUCAAAUACAAUUCUUUGCUUCUUUUAUUCACAGUUAUAUGUUGAUUUACGUAGGCGAUAUUAUUGUGUGAAGAAGACAACUGCACUAAGCGCAAAAGGCCCCAAAGAUGUCACUGUUUAUCUGUAAAGUGUAUGCUACGUCUACUUUCUCUCUGAUGUCUAUUUAUUGAAGUUCUCCGAUCAUCUCCUCUUGCCACCUCCUCUCCUCUGCUUCCUUCCCAGCAGCAGGCUGCAACAGAAGGGCCGUGAACAGCAUGUGCAGAUACCCACUUCCCGCGUACUGUAAUCGCAAUGGCUGACACCAGUCCAGCCAACAGCUCGGCAGAGGGGUCGCCAUGAACACCCCCUGGGUCCCACUGCUCACAAAUUGGACCCUAUAUGACACUGACAUCAGCGAUGAUGAAAUAGGACUGGUCCCAUCGUGGAAGACGACACGGUUAUAGCAGGAACAGUGCUGGUGCCCGUCGCAGCGAUGAUGGACAGUUUCGCUUGGCGUAGGAGCCACUCGAUGGUCUCCCCCUCGGAAUGGUGGCUGAGUUCUCAAGUUAGCUAGACAAUCCGAGCAGCAUAGAGGGCCAGCAUCCGUACACGGCAGCCUCGGCCGUUGACCUUAGUAUAAUGGUCCUUUGAGGAAGUGGUCGAAAGGGCACGUUUUCGUGGGUGGACUAGUUAGUUCUUCAGUGGCCAAGGCUCACAACGGUUGUGGCAGUGGUGGUAGAAAGGUUAGGAUUUUGUUGCUUGCGAAGGAUGUCUGAGGCCAUUUACUAUUUUAAUCAAAUGAAAUAAAAAUAAAAGAGAAACGGAGAGUGAAAAAUAGAGAGAAAGAAGAGGAACUGGAUUUUUCAAUGUAUUUAAAAUCGAAUUAGUGAUUGAAUUAAUUAUUUCA
Messenger RNA from Mangifera indica (mango), 3751 nucleotides. RefSeq names its product OVARIAN TUMOR DOMAIN-containing deubiquitinating enzyme 10-like. The coding region runs from base 560 to 1201 and encodes 213 amino acids. The transcript is spliced from 7 exons. Gene Ontology annotation, biological process: protein deubiquitination. The record is from RefSeq and is a predicted model, not a curated record. Lineage: Eukaryota; Viridiplantae; Streptophyta; Magnoliopsida; Sapindales; Anacardiaceae. Gene Ontology annotation, molecular function: cysteine-type deubiquitinase activity.